Molecule: messenger RNA, 2385 nt
Organism: Penaeus chinensis
Lineage: Eukaryota; Metazoa; Arthropoda; Malacostraca; Decapoda; Penaeidae
Exons: 5
Coding region: 1-2385 (794 amino acids)
Source: RefSeq, a predicted model, not a curated record
AUGAAACUCCUGGUUCUAGCACUCGUGGCUGCUGUGUCUGCUGCCCCACAAGGGUAUAAUCUACCCACGCCUUCUGGCUCGUCUUUUAGUGCUGGGAAUUGUGGCGAUGGACAAGUGCGGCACGUGGAUGGAAGCUGCGUCACACCUCAGGUGAACAGUCGUGUGUUCCUGUAUGAUGUGCCGGCAAAUGAAGGUGUUGUCAAUCGGCCAGACUACAUUCCAGAACCUAAAUUGGAACGCAAUAUAAUUUUUGUAAGACUACCUGACGGGGCAGAUGGACCAGAACCCAUCGUCGUACCACCGCCACAACAGCAACACGUCGUGUAUGUCCUGAACAAGCAGUCAGAACAGGACCAGCGAGUGAUCGAGGUUCCAGCGCCGCCGCCAUCCAACCCCGAAGUGUUCUUCGUGAACUACGCAGAAGGAGAGAACCCGACUCUUCCCAGCGGAGUCGACCUCCAGACGGCGCUGAGUUCAGCUUCCCAGGGCGGCGGUCAAGUUGUUGGAGGUGGUGGAGUUGGAGGAGGAAUCGGAGGUGGCAUUGGAGGUGGAAUUGGUGGCGGUAUUGGAGGUGGUAUUGGCGGUGGAAUCGGAGGUGGUAUCGGAGGCGGUAUUGGAGGUGGUAUCGGUGGCGGCAUUGGAGGUGGAAUCGGAGGUAGUAUCGGAGGUGGUAUCGGAGGUGGUAUCGGAGGUGGUAUCGGAGGUGGUAUCGGAGGUGGUAUCGGAGGUGGUAUCGGAGGUGGUAUCGGAGGUGGUAUUGGAGGUGGUAUUGGAGGUGGUAUUGGAGGUGGUAUCGGAGGUGGUAUCGGAGGUGGUAUUGGUGGCGGAAGUGGAGGUGGAAUUGGAGGAGGCAUUGGCGGGGGCAUUACUGGAGGAACUGGAGGCGGCAUCGGAGUUGGAGUUGGCGGAGGCAUCGAUGGAGGAAUUGGAGGAGGCAUCGGAGGUGGAACCUACAACCCUCCGACGAACGAUUACUCCCCUCCGUCUAACAUUUAUAUCUUUGCACUCGUGGCUGCCGUAUCCGCUGCCCCACAGGGUUACAACCUGCCCAUGCCCUGUAGCGGUGGAAAAGUGCGACACGUGGAUGGCAGAUGCGUCACGCCUCAAGUAAGCAACCGCGUGUUCCUGUACGACGCCCCUCCAAAUGAAGUUUCCGUCAGCCCGCCAAUGUACGUUCCAAGGCCUAAAGUGGAACGCAAUAUUGUCUUCGUGAGGCUUCCCGACGCUGCUCAAGGACCCGAACCCAUCGUCGUUCCUCCUCCGAGGCAAAAACACGUCCUGUUUGUCCUUAACAAACAGUCGGAACAGCGCCAGAAGGUGAUCGAAGUUCCAGCGCCACCGCCACCCAAACCCGAGGUAUUCUUUGUGAAUUACGCAGAAGGAGAGAACCCAACUCUUCCCAUCGGAGUCGACCUGCAGACGGCGCUGAAAUCAGCUUCUCAAGGCGGAGGCCAAGUUGUGGGAGGAGGUGGCAAAGGAGGAGGUGGUGGCGGGGUUGGAGGAGGUUUCGGAGGCGGGUUCGGAGGCGGAUCCGGGGGUAGCGCUGGGGGUGGGAGCUACCUUCCUCCUGCUCUUCCCACUCUUUAUAGAAGUCCAUACAUGAAGCUCCUGAUUUUAUUAUUGGUGGCUGCUGCAUCUGCUGCCCCACAAGGGUACAACCUACCCACUCCUUCUGGCCCAUCGUUUAACGCCGGGGGUUGUGGCGGUGGACAAGUGCAACACGUGGAUGGCAGCUGCGUCACACCUCAAGUGAACAGUCGUGUGUUCUUGUAUGAUGCUCCACCAAAUCAAGUUUCUUCUGGCAAACCCCCGUACAUUCCCAAACCUAAACUGGAACGCAAUAUUGUUUUCGUGAGACUUCCAGAAGCUGGUCAAGGACCAGAACCCAUCGUCGUUCCUCCUCCGAGGCAACAGCACGUUUUAUUCGUCCUUAACAAGCAGUCGGAACAAGGUCAACAAGUGAUCGAGGUGCCAGCACCACCUCCAUCGAACCCCGAAGUGUUCUUCGUGAACUACGCAGAAGGAGAGAACCCAACUCUUCCUGGUGGAGUAGACCUCCAAACAGCGCUGAGUGCUGCUUCUCAAGGUGGCGGUCAAGUCGUAGGAGGUGGUGGCGGUGGAGGUUCUGGUGGCGGCUUCGGAGGCGGAUUUGGAGGUGGCAGUGGAGGUGGAUUUGGAGGCGGCAGUGGAGGUGGAUUUGGAGGCGGCAUUGGAGGUGGAUUUGGAGGCGGCAGUGGAGGUGGAUUUGGCGGUGGAAGUGGAGGUGGUAUCGGAGGCGGGUUUGGAGGUGGAUUCGGAGGUGGAUUUGGAGGCGGCAGUGGAGGUGGAUCCGGUGGUGGAAGCUACAGUCCUCCAAGUCCCUCCACUCUAUACAGUGGACCAUAA